AUGGUGAUGCAGGUUUUCUCAAUGGCUCUCGAUCUGGUGUUUCACGGUUUCGUCCCGGAACUUUAUACACCCGCGUUCGUUCUGAAAUCUUAUGGGAUUUUAUACGAAGUGUUUCACAUCAAUGCAUUUAUGCUUUACGAACUGGGGGGCGCAUGUGCAUGGGGAAUCGUCUUUGGGACGAUCCUCUGCUUUCUCUAUCGACACCAAUUGGUGUUACCGCAAGGGCAUUGGGCACGCUUUCGAUCGUCAUCCUGGGCGAUAUUUCUCCUUUCACAUACAAUCUAUGUCGGCUUUCAUAUGUGGGCAGUAUAUGCGAUUCCAUUCCAGCAUCCACCAAAUGCAAGCGGAUUGCCAACGGUUCUCAAGAACUAUCCCGAUUUGGUAUGGAUUCAAUCUGAUGCGGAUGUGUGGAUUGGGAACUCGGCUGCCCCAUUGGCUCCUCCAUAUUUGAAUAUUCAAUGUGGUCAAGGAAUCAUUCUGAUCUUUCAAAUGUUUUAUUUUCUGAAAAAUGCGACGAGUUAUAUGAGUGAGAGGAUGAGAGCGCUGAAUAGACGAUUCAUCAACGCUUUGCUGAUUCAGGUUGGCGUUCCCGCUCUAACCAUCGCUUUUCCUUCAUUUAUUAAAGGUAUCAUUUCGCGUAUGGGAAAUCCGAUUUCACAAGAAUUCAUCAAUCUAACGCUUCUUUGUGCCAUGUUACACGGAAAGUUGACCUCGAUUCUCAUCAUCGCUCUCAUUCAACCAUAUCGACAAUAUUGUGUUCACAAGUUGUGGAAAAUAAUCGGUCUCACAAAACCCGACAUAACAAUCGUGACAUCAAAAACUGGA
This is a messenger RNA of Mesorhabditis belari, 825 nucleotides long. Lineage: Eukaryota; Metazoa; Nematoda; Chromadorea; Rhabditida; Rhabditidae. The record is from the annotation of a GenBank genome assembly.